AUGUCGGGACAUGCACUGCUACAGAGUGUGGUUGUUCUUUGGCUGGUGCAGACAGCGCACACGAGAGGUUUUGGUGCAGUUUCUGGAGUGAAUACACAGGGACCACAGAAUAAUGGAAGGUAUCCACAGAAUGGUGGAGCAAUGCCAUCAAAAGGAGUGGGUCAAGUGAUGGGUGCACAAAAUGGAUUUGGGGGAUAUCCAACUAAAGGUCUGGGUUAUGGAGCAGCCACUGGGAUUUCAAGCACAAAUGGAGCGAUAUAUAAUGGUUAUGGUCCUGCUGCUGGAACACAAGGUGGAGCGGCCAUGAAAGGAUAUGGAGCUGCAGGUGGUGUUUCUAAUGGACAAAGUGGCAAGCCACAGGGUUACAAUCCUCUCGCAGGCCUUAGACAGGGUGGACAAGCAAAUAAAGGAAAUGGUAACACUGCUUAUCAAGGAGCACAAAAUGGCUAUGGGAAAAAAAAUGGACAGAAAGCUAUAAGUGGCCCCGCUACUAAUGGGGCACGACUAAAUGGUCAAGCUGGAGCCAAACCAAUGAAGGGAUAUGGAAGGCCAUCAUAUGGCACUGGAAUGGGAACCUUAGGAGGAAUGGGACCAGCACAGGCGGGACAGCAGAGUUCAGGUACACAGAGGCACUCACUAAAUAAUUACUGA
Periophthalmus magnuspinnatus is the source of this 651-nucleotide messenger RNA. RefSeq lists its product as uncharacterized. The record is from RefSeq and is a predicted model, not a curated record. The transcript is spliced from 12 exons. NCBI's taxonomy places the organism in Eukaryota, Metazoa, Chordata, Actinopteri, Gobiiformes, Gobiidae. The coding region runs from base 1 to 651 and encodes 216 amino acids.